Molecule: messenger RNA, 678 nt
Organism: Chaetomium globosum CBS 148.51
Lineage: Eukaryota; Fungi; Ascomycota; Sordariomycetes; Sordariales; Chaetomiaceae
Exons: 2
Coding region: 1-678 (225 amino acids)
Source: RefSeq, a predicted model, not a curated record
AUGGCAAGAAGACGCAGAGAACGAUCCCCGUCCAACCUCAAACUAAAACAACCCGAUCGAUCAGGCCCGUCGGAGAAGACGUUACUGCAGCUCGCCGAGGAAAGAGGGCUGUUCGACCAGGCAAAAAAAAGGGAGGACGAAAUCGAGAACAAGGCUUGCCCGGUUCCCAUCCCGCGCCCACCCAAAAAUGGAGAGGAAGAUGAUGACGAGGAGGCUGGGUUGCCGCCCACUGUUGAGCGUGUACUUGAGACGCUGCUCUGGUCUGUGAGCCUGUCUAUGCUGCACUUCACCCUCGACGUCCUCGUCCAGCAUCAAUAUUCGGUGGACAGCAUAGUAUGGCCCAAGGUUUGGAUGAGGUUUGGUCAAGCGUUAUUAGUUUUCGGCCUGCUUAUCUAUGUCCUUCAUCCUCAUGCUGCGAACCCAGGUUUGGUUCCCGGUCUGCCCCCGCGGUACCAGUCAGCCCUCCGGCAAGCCAUAUUCUUUAUCACGAGCAUAUUUGCCGGCUGCUACCUGAUCCACAUCACCAACGCAUUCGGGUAUAUGGCCGUCAUGAAACAGGCGCCGCCCAUUGGUUGUCUCUGGGUGUGGUCUGUCAUCGAACUGGAUCUUGCUUGGGCUGUGCUCAGCCUUUCGGGCGCAGGGGCGUUUCUGUGGCAGAAGGGAUACAGUAUAAAGUAG